Molecule: messenger RNA, 7535 nt
Organism: Paramuricea clavata
Lineage: Eukaryota; Metazoa; Cnidaria; Anthozoa; Malacalcyonacea; Plexauridae
Source: the annotation of a GenBank genome assembly
CCAAAGCUUGACUCCCAAAAUUGUUUACAUACCGAAUUCGCGUUUAUACAUGUUCUAACAAAACGCGAAGCGAUGGAGCGGAUCGUAAAGAAUCAUGGGGCAGAUUAGAUCGAAACAGGAAGUGGUAAUAAAUGUCUUUGUAUAUCAGAGCUAUGCGUGGGCUUUUUCCAACCAUUCUCAGCCAAGCCUGACUCGGGAAUAGAGAAGCGCAUUUGCGAAAAAAACGAAAUUUGCGUUAAUCGUUCAACAAUUAUCUCAAAAUUGCAGAGAAAGGGUAAAGUACACAUACGAUGUGAUAUUUUAAUUAACUAUUAACCUGCUUCUUCCAAGACGCAUUCGUAAGGUGUUAUGGCAGUUUCUAACGAACCCUACUUGUUUACAUGCCUUUGCAGGAACAUGGAAAGCGAGCUAUUCAGCGUCGAAGACGAGCUGUUCCUAUUUGAGACUUUCCUGAAAUUAUCAAGCCAGGAUUACAACGAUGAAGCAGAGGUGUUCAUCUCGGAAGACGAGAGCGAUGAAUCGUUGGACGUGCCCUUGUUGGAUUUCUUCAUGUACGAAAAAGGUGAGAGAGAUUUCAAUUUUUGGCCAAGGGGUGGGGGGAAUCCGUUAUGCAAUCUUAGAGUGACCUAGAUUGUGAAACUAACUUCACAGUACUUAGUCGUUAUCUUACGAGCUUUCGUUCCAGUGUGUGCCAUAUUGUAAACUAACUUUACACGCAAGUUUUGCGGACCCCGUCUUAAUGCGUCGGGCUAGAGAAAGGUGGGUAACGGGAGGGGGUAAUGGCGGGGGGAGGUAGAGUUGAUUUCUUAAAUUCAUACUUUUGAUAGCUACUAUAAACCAGCAGUGCAUUUUGCUUAUGAGGAAGCAAGCAUGAGUGAACUGGCACCUGCCUCACUGUUUGGGUAGCGGGGUCGGGGUAACGUGGUGCGGGCAGUAGGAGGGGGUAGACAGGUUUAAAUCGGGAUGCGCGCGCACAGAAAAGCGCUACGAACGGGUUCCUAAAUCUUCAUGGUUUUUUUUAAGGAAAUUAAGGGGCAGGAUACUCGCCAGUCUAAGGCGCGUUAAAGCACCCACUCAGCAAUCCAGAUUCGAUAAAAGGGACGCGAUUUUGACCUUUGUAAAGUGAAUUCACUUUGAUGUUAAUGGAACGUUUAUAAUAUUCAUAGCACCAAUUAAAUGUUUUCAAUUCGUUCAGUAAAAUCGCCGACUGUGUGUCGCGUUUCUGUGUCGCACUCGGACCAAAAUAGAGCUUGUUUGUUAGUGAUGACGACAGCAAAAUAUGACAUAGUUGCUGCGUAAAUACCAAAUGUUGUUUUCGCAAAUAUCGUUGUCAAGUUCAAGACUUUGCUUGUUGAGUUGCGCUCGGAUCGUUCUAGUGCGAGAGGAAGUUGAAGAAAUUGUUUUCCUGCUCCAUGGGGACUUGACGAACUGCAGACAUACAGCGCGAAACGUUUCAAUAAACAUUCCUGUCAAUCAUGUGACUCUGAUCGUAUGACUAUGGUGUGAUCCGACAGGCUGAAGUGGGCGGGGUAAUUGCUCUACCAUUCUGAGGACAUAAUUGACUUCAAUGACCAUUUUGUUCUUGGCCAUAUAAGUUCGAGACAUUUAUGACAUCAUUGAAUUCAAUCUACACAUUCCUCUCCUUGUACAGUACAAAUGCUACACUGGUCUGGGUUUGAAGAUCUGAACAGACCUGAAACUCAAAAUGUAUUUAAUCUUUAUGUCAGGUAGUUCAGACACAAACCUGGACCGCGUUUGAACACAUCAUUAAAAAUAUCAUGAUUGUUCACUUGCAUACGCAGUCACGAAAUAUAUUGGUUAGGAGGUUAGGGUUAGGGAUAGGAUUAGGUUUCGUGAUUGCGUGACAUGAAAAGAUAACCUGCGAAGGCCUAUGGCGCGGGUGAAAGGCCCUGGGGACUAGGAUGGAUGUUCCCAGAGAGAUUGCCAGAAAUAUUUAGUACAUAUACUGGCUAUUGACUUCCUACGUCGAAUGAUUUUCAAUCAUUUUCAGGUAGUUCAGACGCAAAUUACGACUGGCGCCUUAUCGUAAUUAUAUAAAAAAAAUUUUUCCUUAUUUAUAAAUAUAACUUUCUUAUUAUUAUUAAAAUAGUUUAUAUAGCGCAAAUUAUCAUACCAUGUUUAGAUGCGCUGAAUCUACUCAUAUUUAGUUCCGUUUGUGUUUAAUAGGAGAUAGGAAUGAGGAACCAUAUGUGCUGCAAAUGUAGUUAAAUAUUGCAUUACCCACUAAAUCAAGGUGCUUUUUUCAGCGACCAAUUAUUGAUUUCUUGAAUUCUUACUUUUGGUACACGCUCGGAACGAGUAACCUUAUCUUGUGGGUAUAAAGCAGCAGUGAAUUUUGCCUGUAUUUAACGAGGAACCAGGCAUGAGCGAGUUGGCACCUGGCUCACUGUUUGAGUACCAUAAUUGGUAUAGUACUAUAGAAACUGUUAUUGUUAUUCACGAAUAUAUAACAAGCAAAGACAGUACGAUAGCAGGGGGCAGAUUGAAAAUGUUAAACAUGUAAUUACUGAUUGUAUUUAUAAUAUCCCCAUUUGUGAUGUGUAGACGUGUAAAACCAUUUGUAAUACACAUUCAAAAACAACUUCGGUGAAUAAUUUUGACUGUUUAGGUCAGCAGUUUUUAACUGCUGGAGCAAAGCAUCUUUCAAUUCAUUCAUACAAGACAGCUACAUAGAAUCAGAAGAAUAUUGAACAUUAUUUUUAGUUCACUCUGAUAACUGCAGGUUGAACACCAUCUGCUGCACGAUGGUGCUUAGUGAAACCUACUUACCAGAUUAACCAACCUGUCUCUAGACUCCAAAUAUAGCAGCAAUCAAAUACACAAUGUCGUUAUUCUAAACAGACAAGAAAUAAAAUUAGUCUUUUGUCUUUCUUUUGAGCUACUUGGAAGCUCAAAAAAUCAUAAGAGGUCACUUGAACUAAUUUAAAUGAAAAUUAAACACGUCAUAUACGGUAACUUCCAUGAGUAAAUAAAACAAUGUCUAGCCUAUAUGUCGAACUAAACAGCUCAGAUGAUUUUUGUUGUGGUACUUGGUAACUCUGGUAACAUACAUUCUGGUCAGUGAAGGUGCUUCUGUCACCUCAUUCCUCUAGUAUGCAGGUGUCUUGUUAUAAUUUCACAUGUCAUUUCACUCUCCACAGAAGAGUCAGCUUCCUGUUUCACUCACGCGACUGGGUUUCUCCGCAAAGUAACACUAAACUAAUAUAAGCUGUGAGAGAUCUCUUGGGAAAACAGUUUAGAUCCGAUAGGGUCAUUUAGUAUAAAGUUAGUUAACUUUUUCGGAUGUUAGUAGAGUUUUUGACGGAGGUUAUGUAAAUCAUUUCAUUUCCUUAUUCCUCAAAGCAAGGCCGCGUGCAGUCACACAUGGUUAUAAAAACGCAAUUCCUACACACCCACGAUCUUGAGUGAACUGCGAAUCACUUAAAAACGAACGAGCGGAUAUCAGUUCGUAGGCGGAACACAGCUUCCAUUUUCCAUUAAAUCUUUUCUUCCGUAUCAUGUGUUGUUUAGUCUUUGAGGAUAGCAUGGUAAAAAAUUGAGUGCAUAUAUAGUUAAUUUGAGUGGAAACUUAGUCCUUACUGAAAUCCUAGACCUCAAAAAUUAAUUAUGGACACUUUGAAAAGCACUUUGGUUCAUUUUUUAUCAUCGUGUCAACAUAGUAUAGCAAAUAUAGUACGCCUAGACAACUAGUGAAUACAGAUCCUAACUUUACCCUAACUGUUCUAAACUGUUCUUCCUAUAUUGAUCUAUUAAAAUCUGUGCUAAGAGAAAAACAAAAUGUAAUUAUAUUAUUUAUACUAGAUAGCUUUUUAGGUGUCUGUUCACUCAAAGGUCCGGCAAAGACCUAGGUCAUUAUUAACUGAGAUAAAUUAUCUUCUUUUCUAGAGCCUGAACAAUGUCCAAGCCCAGUGGACACUAUACCCUCUCCCACCCCCCCACAACAAUUCUUCCCCCAACACUACCCGAGAAGCCCCUCCCCUUGUGAAUCACCCACCUCCCUCUUCCCUCCGAUCCACUUAGAGAAUAUCCUUCCCCCCUGUACCCCUACCCCUUCGGUUAUCUCCACUCCACCGUCCACCCCACUCCCACAACAAAGCCCAAGCUUUCCACCCCCGGAGUACAAAAUAGAGCCCAUCCCAGAACCCACCUACACCCCUCCUACUGCCGAUGCUGAAUCGGCAGGGGUACACUUCAUUGAUCUAAAAGACUUGUACGAGAAGGCACAAGUGAGGCGGAAAGGCACGUCAGAACAACGGCUGGUCGACUGUCGCAUACACAUGGUCGCAAACUUUCUAACAGUUCCGUGCAACGUCCAAGUCUGGGUUCAAAGAUUUGCCGAGAUCAAGGGCUUUCAGAAUACAGUAGAGCUGCCUGUCACGAUUGAGAAGAUUUUGCCAAACAUGGUAAAUAAUUAAACUACAGCACUAACUUAUACUAGUCCAGGAUGGUUCUAUUAACUAUAAACUGUUCCCCCUAGAAGUCCAAUAAGGGCCACUACCACCGGAGGAAACGUAAUUAACUAAAGUAACCUUAUUUAUUUAUACUGGAUGGCUCUAUCAGUUCUAAACUGUUCUCCCUAGAGCUCCAGUAAGGAUAAUCUCUUAUUGAUCCAGUAACCUAGUGUUACUACAGUAGGAAACCUAAAUUAAAUUAACUUUAUUUAUUUAUACUGGAUAGCUCUAUCAGUUUUAAUUAAACUGUUCUUCCUAGAGGUCCAGUAAGGAUCAUCUCUUAUUGAUCCAGUAACCUAAACUAACUUUAGUUAUACUGGAUAGUUCUAUCAGUCCUAAAGUCCUAAGAAUCAUCUCUUACUGAUCCAGUGUUACUACAGGAGGAAACCUAAAUUAAACUAACUUCAAACACUCAUUAAUAAUUCAUGUCCUGAUUUGCAUAAACUUCAACUUUGAUUUUCUCGGCUUAGACAAUGUUUAUUCUUAAAAUUACUUACUCAUAAGUACGUUAAAACAUUCGCAUCCGAUCUUUAUCUGAUAUACAACCUCUCGCCUUCGGCUCGAGUUUGUUUAUCAGAUAAAGAUCGUGUUUUUUUCUGUGUUGGUAUUAUGUACUCAGGUGAAUAUGAUGCUUGCCCGGUGUGGAUAUACACUCAGAGUAACAUCACAAGCAAGAUAAAGAUCGGUUGCUCAUGUUUUAACUGGUACUUAUUUAUACUGGAUAGCUCCAUCAACUUCAUUUAUUAAACUUGCAUUUGUCUUUUUUCUUCUUAUAGCAAUAUUUUUCAGUAAAUUUGGACGCAGUCUACAUGACGUCACUGGGCAACAAGUUCUACCAGCUUAGCACGACAGAUAGAUUUCGAAAAAACCGUUUUGUAAUCCACGUGAACUUGAUGUUUGAAGACAACAGCAUCGCCCAGUUUAAAAGUGAACCAUUUUUGAUCAGAAGUAGAAAACUGUCGCCAAAUCCUCGCAAGCCUCGCUCAUAUAGCGACUAAUGAAGACUGUAUCAAUUGGAAAGAAAGGGUGUAAAAACGGCAACGCGAAAGCACAGAGUUUGCGGCGAAAAGACUGCGUAUUUCACCAUUAAACCUUGAAGUUGCAACCAAAUAUUUUACACAGUAACUUAAGAUUAGCUAGGAUUAUGGGGUGCAUUGUUUUGUAGAAGUGAGAUGUCGGGAUCCUGAGGAAGAUUGAAGAACAUCUUCAAUUUUUCCACGCAUACGUUAUGGAAGAAUCGUUAGGAAUCGUAUAUCAUACUUCCUUAUGUCAUUUGAAAUUUGAAGUGGUAUUCAAUGUUCAAAUUUGGUGUAAUGUACGUCAAAUUUUCCAUUGUUUUACGCUCUGUUGAGAAACAUUUGAAAUAGGCAAAUUUAAGGUCCGAGGAACAUUAAACACUUUUGCCAGGCCUGUCAUCCAAUACACUGUGUAUGUACAUGUUCAUUUGAUUGUGCCUGCAAACAACCUGUUAAUCUUAUUGUUCCUAUCUACCUGUCCGUUUCUUUAAUUAUUAAUGAAGUUAGGACGAUUUGUGGUCAAAACAAAAUCUAUAUCAAAUAUUCUACAAAGAUUUUUAAAAAAAGUUACUUUGGAUUUUCUAAACUCUAUACCUCAAAGGUUUGUGGCAGCAACUAAUAUUAUUUUACGUUAGAAAGUGUAAAGAUUUGAUAUAAACCAGCUACUUGUACAUAUUAGUUAGAAUUAUAUGAUAAUAUUUGUGUUAUACUUGUAAUAUAGAUAGUGAUAGAGUUUUAAAAUAUCUACUCUUGGAAGAAUAAUCUUGUGUGGAAUUUCAAAAGCUAGUUUGGCAAAUGAUAUCUAUGGCAUGAUUCCUGUAGUUCACAACAGAUAGGAGUCGUCUGCAGUUCAAUUUAUGGACUAUGUUAUAGUUUCAUUUUCAUUCAUGCAUGAAAAUCCCAUUACAUAUUGCCCGAGGAAAUCGUUGAUACAUACAAAGGUUUUAAUUCGUAUGAAGAUUCACAUAUUACAUAUCACAGCCUCUUAAUAGUUCUAUCAGUUGUAAACUGUUCUUCGUGGAGGUCCAGUAAGGAAGAGUCAUUCUUCAUUGGCCCAGUGUUACAGUACAGGAGGAAAUCGGAGUAUAUAUAUUGCGAUAACUUCCGAGCUCAUCUUUUACAUAUCGUAGUCACGCGUGAUCCUGCUUAGAUUCACACAGUUGUCAUUUUUGUAUUGACACCUUCAUGCAAUGUUUGUUCAUUGUAUUUCAUAUUGAGUACUUUAGAUAUUAAAAAAAAACACAUUACUGUACUGAUGGAAAUUGCUGAAUAUACCAGAGAAAACCUGUGGGGUUUGAUAGAGUCAAACUGGAAGCACUCUUCUCACAUGAGACUGAGGUGAAAUUAUAAUGAGACAACUGCAUAUUGCAGGAAUCAAACCUCUGUCACAGAGAUGACAGAAAUAUGCACUGACCACUGUGAUUUUUUUUCAACAUUCAGGAAAGACCCAAAAGAACAAUGAGAAAGAAAUACUAAUAUCAAAAACCCAACAAAAUCAUGUUUCCAAUCUUACAUAAUGGAACCCUGAACAAAUACCUAAACACGACCACACCACGACCGGGACAUUUAACCCUUACCGGGUUUCCGAACCCUCGGAACAAUCAUACCGGAACAUUGUCUUCGUCGUUGGGUACAAGACUCCGGGAGAGAAAUGUCCGGUUACAUGAUGAAAAUGUAUCGCUGUAUAUGUUUAUUGGACUGUUUGUCGCGUUUGUACUCAUUAGUACUUUUGUGAUUUCCAUUGAAUUGUACAAAAGCGGACGAUGUAAAUGGCAGACGAGGGCGAUAAAGAAAUUCGACUACACAUACGGAUUAUAACGUGUUUUAAAUUCCUGAAGAAAUUAUUCAAAGAUAUUUUGUUACGAAAACAUCACUUUCUAGCUGACAAGCCCGGAAAAUCAUUGCUUCCCUACUGAAUAUUAAAUAAUAGUUCCUUACCAAAUAGUAAACAAAAAUGGCAUGAGAGAUUGUGUGGCUUGUUUUCUUAAAUCUGAAAGUCUAAUUUCGUUAAAGCUUCAAAUAAAGCCAUAAACUUAUUGGCAGCUGU